AUUACAUUAGACUUUGUUAAUGUAAGUCAUGACAGCUGGGGGGUGAUGCUGCGUUUCUUUCUUAUAGUUUCAGUUUUGCUUAAUAUCAAUUUUUCUUGUAUCCUGGUACACUUUCCAACCAGCAUUAUAAUAUACUAUUAUAAAUUACAUUAUUAUAUAUGACAUCGAAGUGGUCACAUCAUAUAAAUACCUAGGUGUACAUCUGGAUAAUAAGUUGGACUGGAUCUGAACAUGGAUCACCCACUUCACAACACCUUGAUGGACCAAAGGGCCAAUGGUGGUGGACGGCUCCUCUCUCUUCACUGCAGGACAGAAAGAUUCAGAAGAUCUUUUGUACCAACAGCCAUUAGACUUUAUAACUCUUGUGUAAAUAAUAGAUAACGUUUAGAGACAUAUUUUGUGAGACAACAGACAAUUGAAUUUCCCUUCAGGGAUUAAUAAAGUUAUUCUUAUUCUUAUUCUUAACUCAGGACAAGGGUUGCAAAGCCACAUCUCUAUAAUUUUUCCGUGUAAAUACAAAUAUUACCACCAUAUUAAUUAACAACUUUUUUUAAAUCACUUUUUCUAUAUUUUUAAACUAUUCAUUUAGCUCAGCUUCCUUUGAAUUUCUCCGGAAUAAAUGAUUAAAGCUGUUGCUUUACAUUCCACAGCAGUAGGUGGCAGUGUUGCACUUUCUCCGCCAUAUUUUUUUUUUAAACAACUCGAAGAAGACGUAGGCCAACCGAACCAGAUGCUAGCCGGAGCCACACUAGCAGCGACAAUGUGAGCAAAUGAAGCUGUGAGAAGUCCACUCUGGGAGGACAGUGGCGUGGAGUCCUGUAGCCAUAUAAUAUUGAGAAGGUAAUUUAGUGAAUAGAGAAAUAUGAGUUCUAAAACUGUGGGAAAUCCAGAGCUUUUAACUGUGUUGUCGAAGGAGUAAUGCUGCUGUCUGUGAGACAUUAGCUGAAGCUGAACUCUGGGCUCUGUUGCUGUUAGCUGAAUGACACAUGCUGCAAGUUAGAGCUAACCUGCUACAUAGCAAGAGCUCCCUUUGGCUAGUUAGUUAGCCUCUGCUGAUGAUGCCUUCAGGUGCUUCUUAUGGACUUAGUCUUCUGACAACAUGAUUAGCAAAUUGAAUUUACUGACGCAUCCAGUAAUAGCUAAUAGCUCCACCAUCAAUCUGUUUGACAUGACCUGGCAGGUGAUUAUUACUGUGUUAUAUAUUAUUGCAGCGUUCAACUUGGGGGGAAAAAAAGUCAACAAAAUCUGAAAAUGUUGAAGCUUUGCAAAAGUUGUUGUUGUGUUGCGUUACAUCAGAUUGCCCGGGUGUUUCUAAUAUUUUGGCUUGUUUGUGUACAAGUCUACAUGCCUUUUACUUCUUGUGCAAAUGUAGAACAAAUCAAUUUUAGUCUCAGUGUCAAAUAUAAACUAUUAUAUUCGAAAUUCAAGGUAGUGAUGAGUUUACACAAACAGUCACCCUAAUGGUUGAGUAAAGUUUGUGAACUCAGUCUUUGGUAACCAUGGGAACCCCUUUAAAAGAAGAAAGUAAGAAAUGUUUUCAAAUGUGUUACUUUAUAUGCUUGAAGUGAGCAAAACCUUGUGAAAGCACACUUACCUAUUACCUAAGAAGUUAGGUUAUGUACGAGGGUUGAGAAGUACAGGGUAACUCAUGAUGUAAGAGGACAAGAUACCUGAUCCGCCCGUUGCCCAUAAUAUCACUGAACAGCAAUGUGGCAAUUAUUGAUUACUUGCCAGAAAAUCAUUUAAUGAUGCGUCAUGAUAUCGGAUUGACUGCAGAGUACAAAAUGCCAGUUAUGUGAUUAAUGCCUCUGUGAGGAGAGGGAAAGUUGUGACAGUGAUUCUGUUUGGGAGGAAAAUCUGCUCAGAGCACCGUAUUAUUUUCAAAUCAAAAUGUCAGGAGUUGCAUUAUGGUGAUUAUGUUGCAUGACUUGGGAAAACAAUACAUUGCAGUAACAAUAUUAUUACCCACCUCCAUUUUGUAUUCUGGACUCAUAGACUGCUGUCUUCAACCAUUGUUUUUAAUCUGUAUGACAGCUAAAGUUAGAAGAAACAUGUACUAUGAAUCACUCUCUGCACAUAAAGCUAAGUGUUUUUUUCUCAACUCAAUAAAAUACCACUUAUAGAGAGAGCCUUUCUGAUAAACCUAAAUACGGCUUACUGUCAUGGCUUGAGCCCAAAAGUGAAGCACAAUUUCAGCUUCAAUAUUUACACUUUCAAAACAGGAAAGUGACUUUUAUUUGCUUUAUUUAAAUGACUAGCAAAUAUCCCCUCGUCCUGCGACAUAUCCAGCUUCAUAACAUUAGCUGGAGGGUUUAGGCCACUUUGUUAGUCUCAGUAACAGUUGAUUUGAGUUAUCCUGGCUUUCCAAAAUAAAUAAUAAUGCAAUCAAUGACAUUUUGCAAAAUCGGCAAUCAUAAUCUUUUCUAAAUGAAAACUAAUUUUUCCCAUCAGAAAUAAAAACAUAUCAAAUCAAAAACAGUACCUGGCUAGUUUUGAACUGAAGUUCUCUUAUGACGUAUGGAAUAAUUGAAUAAUGGAAUAAUAAGCUCAUUAUUGCUUCUGACAUAAAUUGCUGUCAUGUUCUGAUGAAACAGAUUAGUGCAUGACUUCCUUUUUUAUCAUAAUUUCAGACAGAUGAACAGAAAUCAUAAGUCCCUUGCAGCAAUAUUUUACUGAGCCAAAUAUUUUUCUGUCUACAUUAAUUUGAUAAAAUAUUUAUUCAAGCUCAACAUUUUUUUUUGUCCUUUGACAUUAAUAUUACAUUGUUUUAUUUUGUCAAAUGCAAAACAAAAGCAACAACGUGAUAUCUGCAUCAUUAUAUCUGCCAUUGUUAACGUGUUAGCCAGAUUAGACUCGACUCCCCUCUGUUGGGGAUUUGUUGGAUUGAAAUAAACUACCUGGGUUCCAGUUUUGCUGUAGAGUGCCUGUCAGGUCUGUCAGUGGAGGAAAAACAAACAACUUUUAAAGUGCAUGUGUUAGCUGCAGGGUUUUGCAGGAUGCUGACUGGUGGUUUGAUCGGCUGUUUCUGUUUCUGUCUAAGACGAGGGAAAAUCUCAACCUGAUCAAUUCUUGCUCAGGUGGAAGUUUUUAAGCAGCACACCUAUUCUGACAGAUGUUAAAGGUUAGGACAUCGUCCUCAGGACAAACUAGAAAUAUUUAAUGUUUGCUUGCUUUCUCGUUUGCAUUAAUGUCUGUCACAAAUAAAUAUCACACUAUCAAAUCUUCAUAGUUCAACCAUGUUCUUGGACUAGAUGCAGAGAAAGGUUUCUCAUUCCAGAGCAGAGCUGGCAAGUGCAAGAUGAUAGAUGUUGGUGGUGGUUGGUCGUAAACAUUCAGGCCAGGCUUCCUUUUUCAGUCAGUUGAGCCAUCCACGUUAGUUCAGCCAAGGCAGAUAGAGUUUACACACAAUGUUAGAUCAAACUGCAGAUUGUUUGCUCUUUGCUUGGUUGGCUGUAGUAUUCAAACUUAGAGGGUUAAAGAUGGAUUAAGUCAGGGGUGGUAGAGAUUGUUGUUGCCUGUUAGGGAAAGUUUUGAGGGUUCAAGAAUUUGGGGCUUAAUGUCAAAGGUCAAAAUGCAGUUUCCUGCAAAACUCAUGUACUCAGCCUUCAUGGGGAACGCUCAAGCAACCUUUGCUUUUUUUAGGAACUGCAGUGUGUGUGAAUUUUUUUAUUUUUAGAUGAUGGAUGAUCUAUCUGCAGCACUUCCACUUUUAAGCAUUCAGUGCUACACCUACAAUUGGACAUUGAUGCAAUAGCUGAGGCCCUUGAGAUUAAGUUUUUUUAAUCUCAGAAUCCAUCAGCUGAUUUUUGAUGAUGGUAAGCCCCCAAGAUUGUUUUUUUAAGGUCAUUUAAAGAGGCAGUGGCACUUAAAAUCUUCUUUCUCAAGUACAGGGACAAGACAAGGGCAAGUAAAAGACACCAUCUUAAGAGAAAACCCACUCUGUUGAACAAGGCAGGGGAUUAAAGGUUAUUACGCCAACCUUUAAAGUUGGAAUUGGGACAUUUUUUUGCAGGUUUUCACAAUGCGGCGAGGGGAGCACGUUGCACGGGCUUUCCAGGCCCCUGUGGAUGUCCACGCCAGUGCGGACGGACAGGUGUAUAUGUUCAGGAAGGUACCCAAUGAGGCUGCUGCAUCCUCAGAUGAUGAGGAGCUCACUGUCCUGGAGACAAAGCCUUUGGUUUUCAGAGAGCUUGGGCAGGACAGACUGAAGAAUGUGCAGCUGCUGGAGCGGGAGGUGUUAGAUGGUGACAGUCUCAACAAGCUGGCACUACAAUAUGGCUGCAAGGUAAAGAUUUUGGGCACUGUAGUUUUUUUUAAAGACGUUUAUUAAUCUAGGGGCAUGAUGUAUGAAAACAUAAAUGGCUUAUCUCGUGUUUUUGUCAACAGGUUGCGGAUAUAAAGCGAGUGAACAACCUUAUGCAGGAGCAAGAUCUAUUUGCACUGAAAUCUAUAAAGAUACCGGUUCAGAAACACAGCCUUUUAACUGAGACUCCACUAGACCCCAGUGAACCUCUAGAAGAAACGCCUCAUUCAUCCACUACAGGAGUGAAGCCUCAGGACAGAUCCAGAGCUGUGCCACACCUACAGGAGGUCACAGACUUUCUAAUGGAGGUGGACCAGGAUAUUGAGAAACUGAUUCAGACCACUGAUGAUAAAGACGAGGAUAUUCUGGAUAACUCAGAGCACCGGCGGAGGUUUGGUUCGAAAGGACAGCGCCUGACUGGUCAUGGUGCCGACUGGGGGAUCCAUUGGUGGAACGCUGUAGUGGCUAUGCUCCUCAUAGGCAUCGUCCUGCCAUUGUUUUAUGUCAUUUAUUUCAAAACUAAAAAUGAUGUUGCCGUUUCACCAACAGAUGGCAGCGCAGCAACACAGGCUGCCACCACCUCUUCAAACACCUCAGGGAUGAGCUUUUCUACAGGAGGAGCUGGAUAGUGAAGGUUUAAACCCACAAAGAAUCCAGAGAGAAUAUAUAUUUUUAAAAAAGAUGGGUGAAAUGCUUCUAGAGCCAAGAUGAAGCAAAACACCUCCACCUAAGUGCAAUACCACUGCAUGGCUACUUACAACCAGCAAGAACAUUAUUCACAAUAAAUGUGACGUUUGAGGCAUGAGAGAUCGCUCUCUGUUGUUAUUACACAAAGAAACAACACCGACAUUUUGACUCAAUAGCUCACAUGUAGCUGCUAUUUGGAAAAUUCUGCUUAGAAAAGCUUUAGAUGAUGUCAGGUUUCUAAAUCUGAGGCCCUGAAUUGAGCCUGAUCUCUGUAGGAUUUUUUGUAGAAAUUCAAACUUAAGAGAAUUAAAAUAAAAUCAGUCACUUUGAAUAUGCCGUCCUUUAUAGAGAAUAUAUUUAACUGGAAUGUAUUUUUUUCCUUUUUUGUUUUUGUACUUAGAUGAAACACCAGUUUUGCACCUGUUGCAGGGUCUUUGGUACAGAUACAUCUUUGAUAGACCUUCAUGUGCCAGCUAUCAUAUCAAUCAGGCCCGAGCAUUGAAUGAUUAUGCAGAUGUUUUUGUGAAGGCUUAAAAAUGAUGUGCCUUUUUUUACCAGUGCCUGUUAUCAGUAUUAAUACACCACCACUUCAAUCCUAUGAAUGUUAGUCAUCAGGUACAAUCGAUCACAUCUGUGGAUAAAGUUUUAUAUUUUGAAACUUGAGCUUCAAAUCAUAAGAUGUUAGAAAUCUCCUGUAGUCGUCUCUCUGAAUCUUGGUGAUGUUGAACCGUAUUUGACACGAGUUUGAGCAUUUUUUGUGUGCCUUGUUAAUUUAUUUAUUUUUUGUCUGUGUUUGCUGUUAAGUUAUUGCCAUGCACUUCAUACCUGCUCUGUAGGUCUAUAAACAAAGGUAAAAGGAAAAGCUGUGUUUACAGUACAUGUUUGGUACAAUUUAUUUAAAUUAGAUUGUAUGUUUUCAUUUGACAUUUUGCAAUCAUUGAAACAAGAUUUUUGUGUUUCAAAAUGACGCACAGUUAUUUAGAAGUCCCUCAAAUGAACCAUGAGAUAAAUCAAAGUGCCUUAAACUUUUUGUAGUAUUACACACUCUGUCUUACUGUGAGCUUGUAUGGCCUAUCUGAAGCACUUUCUAAGCCAGGAAAUGUUAAAUGCAGUAAAACUGUGACAGGUAUAUUAAUUGACAUAUUUUCAAAUAAUUAUGUGAAUUUGUACGACAAUUUGGAUGGAAAAUUGACAAUAAAUGUACAAGUUUGUUUCUCCAGCA
This is a messenger RNA of Xyrichtys novacula (pearly razorfish), 6212 nucleotides long. The record is from the annotation of a GenBank genome assembly. NCBI's taxonomy places the organism in Eukaryota, Metazoa, Chordata, Actinopteri, Labriformes, Labridae.